Messenger RNA from Euleptes europaea (tarantolino), 372 nucleotides. Its product is annotated as exendin-3-like. The record is from RefSeq and is a predicted model, not a curated record. The transcript has 4 exons. Gene Ontology annotation, molecular function: glucagon receptor binding; hormone activity. NCBI's taxonomy places the organism in Eukaryota, Metazoa, Chordata, Lepidosauria, Squamata, Sphaerodactylidae. The coding region runs from base 52 to 372 and encodes 106 amino acids. Gene Ontology annotation, biological process: negative regulation of apoptotic process; adenylate cyclase-modulating G protein-coupled receptor signaling pathway; positive regulation of insulin secretion involved in cellular response to glucose stimulus. Gene Ontology annotation, cellular component: extracellular region.
AACGAAGAAAAAGGACGUAAGAUUUAAAGAGAAAUUUGGGAAGAAGACCAGAUGAAGAACACAUGGUGGCUGUGUGUUUGUGGGCUGUGUAUUGCAAUUUUACUUCCUGUUAGCUGGCAAAUGGUCCUGAAAGAUUCGACUAAUGAGUCAAGGUGGAAAUCUUAUGAAAGAGAAAGUGCCCAUAGCUUUUCUUCCAAUGUCAAGCGACAUUCUGAAGGUACUUUUACCAGUGACUUUACCAGGUAUCUGGACAAGAUGAAAGCCAAAGAUUUUGUGCACUGGCUCAUCAAUACCAAACGCUACAGCUCUACAAAAAGAUUCAUUAAAGAAAAACCCAACAGCAUAAGUUUCCUUCCUGGCUUCUUCUGGUAA